Ceratina calcarata is the source of this 308-nucleotide messenger RNA. It is a transcript of the gene GC, whose product is annotated as gamma-glutamyl carboxylase. The record is from RefSeq and is a predicted model, not a curated record. Lineage: Eukaryota; Metazoa; Arthropoda; Insecta; Hymenoptera; Apidae. The annotation marks the transcript as partial. The transcript has a single exon. Gene Ontology annotation, biological process: peptidyl-glutamic acid carboxylation. Gene Ontology annotation, molecular function: gamma-glutamyl carboxylase activity; vitamin binding.
AAAUUGGAAGAGAUUCAGCAGCACGUUUACACGUGGUCGAAUGAAACCGACGUACUUUUCGUAGCUGAUUUUCCAGAGAUGCAUUUGGAUAAUUAUAUCACCAGCAAUUUUACUAACGUCACGUUGACUGUACUUGAAGGGGAAGUGGCUUAUAGUGACAAGAAACAGGAAUGCGAUGUGGUCGUCCCAAAGGGGUCCUCGGUUCCCAUUGUCACUGGUCAGUUCCAUAAAGUGAAGACCAUCAGCAGUUAUCCAGCUUGCUAUAUGUACACGUAUAAUAGCAAUAAGGAACGAAAGGAAACAGAGAG